AUGCCGGUUGUUGAUGUUGGUUCUAAUAUCCCUUCCACCUUUGCCGCAAUGGCUUUGGCAAUGAUAGGGCAUUCUCUCCUCUUGUGGCAGCUUGGAUUGAAAGGUCUUAAGUUAUGUACCCUCCCAACAAAUCCGGUGUGUUUGGGCUUUAAUUGCCUUCCUUUCUCCUUUAAGGAGUGUUUUUUCCUCUCAUUACUAUCACUUGUUAUCAGUGAAAUUGUUACAGGGAGCUUUGUUUUGAACAUGGUUCUGUUCCAAGCAGAAGCGAAGAUAUUAAUUUAUCGUUUCUCGUUUAGAUGGUGUGAUCUGUCUGACCUCUUCGACCAUGAAGGUUUUCAUCCCUCCCCUUUACUGUUUCGUUCAAGAAUGUCAAACUGA
Eruca vesicaria subsp. sativa (arugula) is the source of this 378-nucleotide messenger RNA. Lineage: Eukaryota; Viridiplantae; Streptophyta; Magnoliopsida; Brassicales; Brassicaceae. The record is from the annotation of a GenBank genome assembly.